Messenger RNA from Sus scrofa (pig), 4710 nucleotides. NCBI's taxonomy places the organism in Eukaryota, Metazoa, Chordata, Mammalia, Artiodactyla, Suidae. The record is from RefSeq and is a predicted model, not a curated record.
UGUGCCCCGGGAACGGCCCAAGAAAUGGCAAAAAGACAAAAAAAAAAAAAAAUUAAGAUAAUGAGAUGUUUGGAGUUCCCUUGUGGUGUAGUGGGAUAAACAUUCAUCAUUGUUGCUGCAGUAGCUUGGGUCUGAUCCCUGGCCCAGGAACUUCCACAUGUCACAGGCAUGACCAAGAAAAAUAUUAUGAGAUGUUUCAGGGGGUGGUUUGUGGGUAUUUGGAACUCUGAGGUGGAGUUUGGGAUGGAGACUAAUCCAAAAGUUAGUGGGGAGUGUGUGGACCAGGUUACCUUAAUGGGGGGAAUCCUGGUCAGGAUGAUAAUGGUCAUAAUAGCCCAGGAAGGGGAGAGUAGGUUUGGGGACUAAGUUUCCUGCUUUGGCCCAUGGUUUUGAGAGGUGAGUAUCAUAACAGGUGAGGGAGGUGAUCAUGGAGAGGAUGGGUUUGGCAUGUGACCAGAGCCUCGAAGGGGUCGGUGGAUAUGAGAUGGAUGUAGAGGCAUCAUCAGGAGUAAUGCAAACAAGACGGUGCUUUUUAAGUGCUCUGUAGACUCACCAGGACUUUGUUGUAACCUUUGAUGGGACCUGAGUGGCUCUAGUCAGGCUGGUGGAUUACCAUGGAGACCCAAGUGGUCAUUUAGGAGACUCACAGAUGGGGUAGAGGACCAGGGGCUGGGCCUUGAAUGAGGGUUAGGUGGAGAGAGGAAAGCCAUGACUGGUGAGGGUUCAUCAAGUGCAGCAUGAGUGGAGGAGGGCCAAGCGUAUCUGAGAUCUCUUUUCCUUCUCAGCAGUAGAGGUUGAAACAAAGAACAGGCAAGGAAGGAGGACCUCAUAGCAGGACUCAAGGCUCUCUUUGUCAGUAGGGACCAUUAGCCUCAAGGGUAGUACUUGAUCCUGUUUAAAUUUGCCAAGCAUUCUGUGGACAUACGCUGAGUAACAAGUAGGCCAAGGAGAUGAUUAUGUUAUAUGGCAGGAAGGGCCUGUGGCUGUGAGAGUGCAGUUGUGAGAGAGUUGUGAUGCAAAGAGUAAUGUACACAUGCAGAGGGACCGUGAACUCAUGACCCCCAAGACAUAGGAGUGGAUGGUGAGCCCAUGGUUAGUUGUGUCUGGGAGAAAUGAUCUGGGGAGACUCGGGGAAGUUGCCUGAAAAGAGGGGGAUUUGUGGCUUUAUAUGAAAGAUCCAGAGCUUAGAUAACAUCUAUCUGCCCACCUGCCUAUUGUCGUUGAAAGUUGACACAGUGAUCAGUAGAAACAUGGUGAAACAAUGGGUAUUGGUUCCACCUGGCUUGGAAAUCAUUACUGAUAUGGGGAAGGGAGGUGGGUAAGCAGGUGAUAGAUUGGGGAGGUGGUGAAAUUAGAAUCCUCAGGGGAAAUCUGGUCAUGAAAUGAACUAUCCGCAUCAUGGCAAGGCUGUGUGACUUUUGAAAUUGUACCUGUGGGAAUGCAGCUAUAAGAGCAAAGUGUGGUUCAAAGAAUGAUGUGCAGGAAGCUCCCUGGUGGCAUAGCUGGUUAAGGAUCCAGCAUUGUUGCUGCAGCAGCCCUGAUUGCUGCUGUGAUGUAGGUUUGAUCCCUGGCCUGGGAACUUGCAAAUGCCACAGGCACAGCCAAAAAAAAAAAAAUGUUCAUGUGAAGAGAUAGUGUGAACUAAUGGCCCUCGGAUCCUGGAGUUGGGGUCGUAAAGGUGAAAAAAAGACCAGUGUCAGAUCACUUGCACUCUCUUGGUGGCCAUCCUCUCUCCCUAACCUAUGUGACAUGCAUCAUAUUGACAAGAGGCAAUGUGGCCUACAUGCAGGGUCAGAGCUCUGAUAGCAUCUUUCUGCUCAUCUGCCUACUGAUAGGGGAAGAUGCAGUAUCAAUGGGAAUAUAAGGAGAGAGUGACUCUAAUGGCACCAAGGCCUGGUAUCUCCUCUGAGGUGGGGAAUAGAGUGGGCAGAGGAUACAUGGGGGCAGGGGGUGUUGUAUGAGGAGAUUGAAAUCCUUGGUGAGAAGCUGAUCAUGGAAUGAACUGUCUCCAUUAUGACAGGGUAUGAACUUUGAGGAUGUGGCCAUUGACUUCUCCCAGGAGGAGUGGGUGAUCCUUGAUGAGGCUCAGAGAAUUCUGUACUACAAUAUGAUGCUGGAAAACUUUGCACUUGUAGCUUCCCCGGGUAAGACCUUCACAACAUUUCUAGUGUCCUGAGUUGAUGUCCUGUUCUUCCUUUCUUCCCCAGAGUUAGCUUGGUCGUCUCCACAGCUGGGCCAUGGGCUCUGCUGAUUUCCUCCACUUUUUUGCAUUUAUGCUGUGGGUGCCAGCACCAAGCCAUGUGUAGUGAGUGCCCUGAGCAGUGGACUCCUCAAGCAGCCUUAGUGCCUAUUACUUCCAAAGUGUGGGUAUGGGUCUGAGAGUCAGGAAUCUCACAGUCAGCUUGAUAAAUCCCACUCACUUGCCCUCUCCCUGGUGGAGAGACUGUCCAGAUCCAUGAUCUUCAGUUCUUCUCCCUUCCUCUAGGUAACAAUUCUUUGUAACUGCUUGUGCCAGGUCAUGGUCAUCUCUCACAUGAAUCAUAGGCUUUUCUUUUAAGGCUCUCCUUUAGUUGUUUUUUUGUAAUGUUUUACCCUGAUACUGUCAUAGGCCAAGUUACUCUGGGUCAGUGUUGGACACACUUAUGCUGUCUUUCAUUAAGUCUUGCAUUAUUCAGGUUUUGAGUAGCCGCACAAUGGCAGGUGCAGGGAGAACCCUGGUUGUUUUACAGACUAGACAUGGUGAGAUGUUCUUAGAGGAGAGGAGGCCUGGGCCUGGUGAGUGGCAACUGGGGGAGGAACAUAACAUCACAGCUGUGUUCACAUCAUACCAGGAGCCUGCCCUGUAGUGUCCUUGGUGCAGUUGCCACUGGCCACACCUCAUUUCUGCCUUCUCAUACUUGACACUUAGCAGAAUCGUCAUUUCAUCUGUCAGUUCUGGCUCCUGUCUGCCUUUACCUUUGUGGCCUCUCUUGGUCACUUCUGCACUGCUCCCUCUGCAAUGUUCUCCCUCUGCACAUGUAUCAUGAGUUGUACACAUAUCCUUAAAUAGCCCUUGAACACCAGCUACUCAGUUCCAGUUGAAUUUUACCGUGGUAUGACACAACCCAGCCUUGCCCACAGCUGAAGAUGGUUGGUGGAGGAACAAGUUGGAGACCUUGCCUCAACUCCAUAUGAUAUGUAUCCUAUUCUCAUGUCCUUUGUCUGGUGAGGUCCCCCCUAUUCUACGAUCUUCAAAGGCCUGCCCACUGAUGCCAAGCAGCUGCUUCCUCAGUCUGCCACCAAAUCCCCUGUUUUUAGAAAAAACCUCUGACUCAUUCUUUGUUGUGUCUGACACACCUUUGUAAUGAGGAUUCACUCUCUUACCUCCUACCAAAGUCAACAUGCAUUUCUUUAGCGUUUCUCUGCUUUCAAGUUGUUGGCAUGGAACAGAAGAUGAGGAGGCCUCUUCUGAGCAGAGUACAUCUGUAGAAGGGGAGUCACAGGUCAGGGCUUCUAAGGCAGGUCCAUCCACCCAGAAGACCCACCCCUGUGAAAUGUAUGUUUCAGUCUUAAAUGAUAUUUUGCACCAAACAGAACACCAAACAAUACACUUUUUGCACAAACAACACUUGGGUGGCACGUGUGUGAGAUGCUUCUGUUUCUGUGCAAAUCUUCAAUGGCAACAGGCAUGACAGUGGAGAGAAGCCCGGGAAAAGACAUGUGGACAAGGCCUCAUUUGUGAGAAGCUGCAGCUUCCUUGUGUCAGAGAAGCUUUUCACCUGUAGGGAAUUUGGGGAUAACUUUCCAGCCACCUUGGUCCUUCUCCAGCAACAGGUCAUUCCCAACAGUGAGGAGCCACAAAGUGGCAGUGAGAGGGGCAGGCCUUUCACAGUGAAAAAAGUCGUCAUAAUAAGUGGGAUAAAUGUGAAAAAGUUGCCAGCCACAACCACACACUUAUUCAAGACCAAAGGGUCUGCUCUGAAGAAGCACUUUAUGAAUUUAACAAAUGGCAAUGGCAACUACAGACUUGUUCAGCACCAGAAAAUUCACCCUGGACAAAGGCCAUAUGAGUGUGGUGAAUGUGGGAAAUUCUUGACCCAAAUUUCUGGCCUUGUUAAACACCAGAAAAUUCACAGUGGUACGAAGCCUAACAAAUGCCCAGAAUGUGGAAAAAUAUUUACCCACAUCUUUAGUCUUAAAAAACACUGGAGAGUUCACAGAGGAAAAGGGACUUAUGAAUGCAAUGAAUGUGGGAAAGCCUUUAACCACAAAUCCAAACUCAUUCACCACCAGAGACAAUACACUGGAGGAAUGCAUUAUAAGCGUGAUGAAUAUGAAAAGUCCUUUAGCUACAAAUCCAACCUCAUUGAACACCAGAGAGUUCACACUAAAGAAAGACGUUAUGAAUGCAGUGAAUGUGGGAAGUCCUUUAUACACAGUUCUAGCCUUGUCCGACACCAGAGAGUUCACACUGGAAAAAAGCCUUAUGAGUGCAGUGAAUGUGGGAAAGCCUUUAGACAAAUUUUAUUUAUUUUUAUUUAUUUAUUUAUUUUGUCUUUUUUUGCCUUUUCUAGGGCCGCACCCACAGCAUGUGGAGGUAGCUUGUCCUUUGCAGCCAAAAGUCAGAUCUCAAGCUGUAUAAAUUGUCGGAACUACAUUGCCCAGGAUGUUCCGAAUCGAGCAGCAGCGCUACCCAAUGAGAGCUUAGGAAGAGGAGGCUACGUGAAGUGA